This is a messenger RNA of Rhodofomes roseus, 781 nucleotides long. Its product is annotated as Spc19-domain-containing protein. The transcript has 6 exons. Gene Ontology annotation, biological process: attachment of spindle microtubules to kinetochore. Bases 63 to 644 code for a protein of 193 amino acids. The record is from RefSeq and is a predicted model, not a curated record. NCBI's taxonomy places the organism in Eukaryota, Fungi, Basidiomycota, Agaricomycetes, Polyporales, Fomitopsidaceae. Gene Ontology annotation, cellular component: DASH complex; spindle microtubule.
GUUCAACACGUCUGCUUCGGACCCGGCACACCCCUCUGGCGACUUCAGGACAUCCAGCGAAGAUGGUCGACAGAAGCCAUCGCGUUUCCCGGCUUUCCGUGCAUCCUCGCUAUGGCCCGCGCGAAUCCGUGUUCACGAGCGCUCCGCCGGACAUGUACCGUUCGGAGAAUGCAGUCUGCAGCCCUUUUUUGCGGGAAUGUGUCCUUGCCAUGGAAGAUUGCUGCGAAGAGGCCAGGGAAGCACAGAAGGUGGUACGAGCGGGUACCUACGACCUGCCCCGGAUCACAAAGGUGUUGGAGAACGAGCAUAUAUUCCUCCUCAUUGACGAGGCGACCGUCCGGAGAUACAAGGCUGACCUUACCGACGAGAUUGAACCACAGAUCAACGAGUUGAUAUCCAGGGCGGAGAAGGGCCUCCAGAUCCUGCUCAAGAGGGAGAGCAUGCUACGAGCCAAGGUCGAAUCCUCCAUGCCCUCACGGCCGUCCUCGCGCGCGGCGGUCACCAUCAAUACGGCAGGGAUGUCGAAGCUGGAUAUCAGGAAGAUUCAGAUGCUCUCCAGGCAACGCGAGAAGCUCGAAGACGAGGCGGCCGCAUUACAAAGGGAGAUCGACGAUUUGGAGCUCGCCGCCAUGAAGAAAAGGUGAUCAUACUCACUUUCCGGGCUCUACGCUCCCCGAUGACCACCGCCUCGGCUACCUCGCCGGCCUUUAGCUCGGACGGCCCGUCGGAGGCCUGCGCCGGGAGGGCAACCAGGCCGUUCGCCCCGCUCAGGCUUGCCACC